AUGUACCACACAACAUGCGCCACCAAUUUGGUUAGUCUCUUCAUUUACAAAGAGCUUAUUAUGACAUACUACCGAUUCGGACAGCGGCUCAAGAUAACGCGUGCAGUAGCGAGAGCAAUGGCACGAUCCUCUGCUGGCAAACAUAACUCCGCUACGAUUGAAAAGCUUUUGCAAACCAGCAAAAACCGCUUUGGUAGUACUGUGGGGCGACCACUGGGUGCUGCAAUUGCAACAUUUCUGAACUCGGGCGUCGCGUUCAAUACAUCGUCUGAGUAUUUGUUCUUUGACGGAGAAGAUGAUGACGGAACGAUGAAUACGAAUGAGUUGCGAGUGAGCGAAAACUUUCCGCGUGUACCGAAACCAUGCGAAAAGGUGUCAACCAAGUUCUUUACGUGUUUUUAUGAGCAUGGCAAGCAGACAGCAAGCAAGUCAGAUGCGGAAGUGGGUAACGUUGCGCUGGAGAAAUGCAAGGACGCGAUGCUGGCGUAUAAUAGCUGUGUGGACGCUGAAAUGGCCAAGAAUCCCAAGGAGUUUUUCCGCGUGCCGGAAGCUUAUCGUAUGCGCGAGUGA
Molecule: messenger RNA, 570 nt
Organism: Peronospora farinosa
Lineage: Eukaryota; Oomycota; Peronosporomycetes; Peronosporales; Peronosporaceae
Source: the annotation of a GenBank genome assembly